AAUACCAUCGCAGCCCGCUGGGCUAUAUAAAGGAGGUGAUGCAACCUCGCGGGGAGCCAGAGGUUCGGAGCGGCGCUGGCAGCGAGGGAGCCGAGGCUGAAACGGCUGUCCAGCGCCCGGGAGCAGCGACACCCGUCUUACCCCGACCGGAGCUCAAAAGAGAACUCCACACACAUUUUAAUUUUAUUUAAAAAAAAAAACUUUUCUUGAACAAUCUCACAUUUGAGAGUUUUCUCCCUCUCUCCUCUUUCGUCUCCUGAGUCUCCAAACACUGGGAAGAAAAAGAAUUAAAGAAGAAGAGGUGAGGAACAGCAAAAUGAUGCUCCAACACCCAGGUCAGGUGUCUGCUUCAGAAGUCAGUGCCUCUGCAAUGGUUCCCUGCCUCUCUCCUGUAGUAUCUCUGGGUUUUGAAGACUUCACAAAUCUAACUCCUUUAGUGAAAGAAGAGUUAAGAUUUGCCAUCCAGCAUAAGCGCCAUUCACAUAGGAUGUCCUCCACAUUGGACACAGUAAUGGUUUCUGAUAGACCUGGUGAAAUGUCUGUUUUGAAAGCAGAGUGUGCACCUGGAGAAGAUGAAAGGAAAAGGAGACGGAGGGAAAGGAACAAGAUUGCAGCAGCAAAGUGUCGAAACAAAAAGAAGGAAAAAACAGAAUGCCUGCAGAAAGAAUCUGAAAAGUUGGAAACCAUAAAUGCAGAACUGAAGGCUCAGAUUGAGGAGUUGAAGAAUGAGAAGCAGCAUUUGAUCUACAUGCUCAAUCUGCACAGGCCCACGUGCAUCGUCCGAGCCCAGAAUGGGAGGACACCAGAAGACGAAAGGAACCUCUUCAUUCAACAGAUCAAAGAAGGGACCUUGUAAGGCUAAGUGACAAUGAUGAUGCUAGAUGCCCUUAGGGCAUGCCUUUAACACCAAAAUAUAAAAUCCCCAGCACACCACCCCAAGCCAGAAGCCAUAGAGAAGGUAUCUUGGUAUUUGUGGUCUCCCAUUAGUCAAGAAAAAGGCAGAGGAGAUGACUCGCACUGCUGAGGAGAAAAUACAUGUGUUAGCUUAUCUGUGAUUCUCUCUGUUGAAAAAAAAACCUCAGUGGGGUUCAAGAGCAGCCACUGCCUUUGCUUCAGGUUUAGGUAUCUGCCAGAUUUGCUGUUCCUAGAAACAGUACUCACAAUGGCUACAGGCUUCCUAAGCCCCUGAUGGCAUGUGGUAUUUGCACUUGAGUUAUUUCUGGUAGAACACGGACUCUCAGUGAUGUACAUCUUACGGACAACCAGGAUGAAUGGGCUCCACUUGUUCUUGAGUCGGGUAGGAAAUGUCAGAUGGAGUGGGUUGGUUGUUUUGUUUGUUCUUUUGCUUUGUACUUUCAAAAGGAAGAGGUUGGCAACUUCCAGAAUGCUGCUUUCAAUUCCAAAAGGCAUUGCAAUAUAACGGGAAUUACUGUGUUUCUACAGUCUAGUGCAAUGUUUUAAACUGAGCAUUGCACUCUCUUUGUUGUUUUCACGGAAGCCCUUCUGUGGGUUUUUUGAUGACUCAUGUUGGAGGUGAUUUGUGGGACGAUAUGACAGGCAUCAGCUUCUUUAAAAACUAAGUCUGAAUUUGUCAAGCUGGAACGCGACCCCCUCCAUUGGCUUCUUUGAAGAAAGGGGAAUUUCUCUUUGAAAACCCAAUUUAUGAGUCAUAUGUACAGUAUUCAAAAUAACUUUAUAAUAUACAAAACAAUGACAUGAUCAAUUAAAGGUCCUCUUUGGAUUGUGGGUCACCAUAUUGUGGAUCCUAAACUUGCACAUUUUUCCUGGCACCACCUUUUUCAGAGCAAGAAACUGGUUGCUGUCAGUUUGCACAUAUAAAUGAAUGUGGAUGCAUCAACUGCAUGUGUUUGCAAAACUGCCCGAUUACUUCAUGGCUGUGCUAAGAAAAUAGAUGAAAAAAUAGCCAAGUUGGGCCGCAGCAUCUUAAUAGCAGGCUUGGAGGUGCAUCUUCUUCUGUCAUUGUGCAGAGAGCUAGUGAUUGGAGUGUAGGACUAGGGAGAUUGAGGUUCAAAUCCACAUUGAUCUGUGAAGUGACCAGUUGGUGUCUCUCAAUCCACAUUGUCCUGCAUUGAUAGUAGAAGUUGCACCUAUUUCAUGAUACAGGAACACCCAUCAAAGUUAGUGUUGGCAUUCCUUACAGUUGAGUGGUUCUUCUUUUUUAAAGAAGGUUGUAUUAUAGUUUAAAGUGGUAGUAUUGUGUUGACUGGUGGCAACACUGAUAAUCUAACUAAACUUCCCUUAAAGUGCUCAUAGAAUCAUGGAGCUGAAAGGGACUGCAGUGGGUAAAAUGGUCUCACUCCGUGUCCUGAAUCAAGAUAACCAAUGCCAAAAAAGCAUCCCGGGCCACUGUGUCGAUCAGUUUUGCAAUAUCACUGUCCAGUGAGAGAACCAGCCCAAGACUGCAUUGCAUAAGUCCAGUUCUGAACCUUGCAUAUGAUCUACACAUUCUGGCUUCUUGACAGUACUAAUCUAGUUGGCAAUUCAUUGGACAAAUCUCCCAAAUAUAAAUGAACUGCAAAACUAGAUCAAAAGAUUGGGAGAGUAAUAAAAGGUCGGAAACAAAAUCCUUUCAGCUGCUAUAUGUGCAAGCUCUCUUGCAUUCUCUCAAGCAGUCAGUGGGUUUAACUAGAUGAGUAUCUGAAAGGUUCCUUGCUGUCACUUCCAUAGGGAGUAGCUCCUUUUGGUAAAUGGCACGCGUAUGUUUCUAGUUGCUGUUGUCCCUUUUUCUUUUUUUAUAAAUGGAUGGUGGCUGCUGUCAUCUCUAAAUCUUCUGAUAGACAUUUGAAACAUCUAGUACUUUCCUUCUUCAAAGAACUACAUAUGACUAAAGUUUCAACGUUUCUGUGAAAUCUGAGGGUUGCAUGGUCGAGUGAAGUAUUGUCAUUAGAGUUUUCAGCAGGAGGAAAGAUUGGCACAAGAAGAGUCAUCCAGUGUAGAAACACGCAAAGCCGCUUUCCAGAGUCAUAGCUUUGGUCCAUCUUGUCUGAUGCCAUCUGCUCUGACUGACAGUGGCUCUUCAAGGACCCCAGAUUGUGCUACUUGACAUCUUUGUUUAACUGGAGAUGUGAAGGGUUGGAUGUGGGGCCUUCUGCAUUCAAAGCAUGUGCUCUAAGGUCACAUCCACACCAUGUAUUUAAAAGCAUGCUUAUACCCCGUUAACUGUCAUGGUUCCCACCAUAGAAUCCUGGGGGAACUGUAGGGUGCUGUAGGUUUGUUAAGGGUGCUGGGAAUUGUACCUCUGUGAGGGGUAAAUGACAGGAUUCUUUGGGGGAAGCCAUGACUGUUAAAAUGGUAUAAGUGUGCUUAAAGUGCAUGAUGUGAAUGCAACAUAAAACUUGAGCUCUAGUUCCUCCUUGCUUGCCUAUAAGACUUCUCUGCAUAGCCUUCUGACUGUGGUACCAUGUGCACAAAAUGGUACACUGUGUGUGUGUGUGUGUGUGUGUGUGUGUGUCCAGUGAGUGAGUACUGCUAUUACUCUUGUACUCACUGUCAUAUUAUUAACUCCAACAGUAUAUAUCUUUUUUUUGAUGGUGGUGGUUGGGUUUAAUUUCAGACAUCCCUUCCUACUCAAUAAGCCACUUGUCCUGUCAGAAUUGACAGCUCCAAUAAUUUGUUGGCACUUCUCACCCCUCACAUGUGAGGAUCUCUGAACUGGACCCAUGACUUUUCAUUUGGCACUAAUAUUCCUAAACAGUGCAUACAAUAAAUAGAGCAAAUAAUAUAAGCUGGAAAAAUGCAAGUGAUUUGCAGACCUUUCACUAUUAAUCCCUUCUCUCUUCUUGCUUAAUAUAUUUAAACGCUUCAACAUUGCUGGAUUUUCAAAUGCUGAAAUCGUAGAGUUCAGAUUUUGGGAGCUGACAAAAAUGGGGUUUAUUUAAACUAACUUUUUGGCUAGUGGCAAACACCUAAAAAAAGAAAAAAAAGCUCAGCCUGCUCUCUGAAACGUGCCCCACCCAGAAUUCAAACUUUGAAUUUUGAAACCUGAAUGGCAAGGCAUAGAAUUUUAAUUGUGCAAAUCAGAUUUCUGCAGGCAAAUUUAAAUUAGAAUAAGGGUUUUCCUAUUUUUGCCCAAACUCUUCUCAGUUUUAUUAUGAACUAUUUCUCUUUUUAAUCUGUGGGAUCUAUCUGUUUAAAUGUAAUAAUGCAAUCAGUACAGUAGACAAAGAAGCUUACAGGACAAAACACAAUUCACCAUUAUCCAGUGUUAAAACACACAGAUGCACACAAUAUUUUGGAAUGGUAGCUUCUAAUGCUGCAGUCCUAUUUACACUUAACUAGGAGUAGACCAUUGAAUGCAAUGGGACUUCUGAGUAGAGACAUGCAUAGGAUUACACUGUCAAUCUCUGACUGGUAUACUUGAGCCUGCUGCCUGUUUUAUCUCUCUUUGAUUUUUACAUUCUGCAACAGAACUACUUAAUACACUUGCAGCAAUUUGGAUAUAUUAUAAUGUUCAAUGCUGUGUUUCAAAUGUAUAUUUUAUGUAAACAUGGAAGGAAGUGGGCCAAAUUCUGUCUCAUUAGGGUGUAAUUUUUUUCUUCCUGCAGAGUAAAUCCACUUUGUUAUUUGUCAGCUUUUGGCCAAUAGACCUUGAGGCCUCUGCAUUGACUGUGCAAUGGGUGGGGGUGGGGGUGGGGAGAGGGGAAGAGAGAGUUUAUUUACUAUGUCACUAUGUGCAAUUUUGCUAACAAGAACCUUGUUGAAAAUCUUUUCAUUGGAUUUCUGUAAUAAUGAAUAUAUUAUACUCAUUCUUCUGUAUCUGACAUUGUUGCCCCAUAAAAGUGGUAUAAGGCUAUUUAUUAUGGGAUGCGAGGGGUUGGAUCCAGAGAACCAAGUGAAGGAAAGUAGCGACUUGCAUGUUGUACUUCAAGCACCAGCAGAAGAGUUUUCACAAUUCUAAAAGACAGAGGUUGUAUUGCUGUUUUCACACUUGCACAAAUUUUGCAAGUGAAAGAUCAUCUUUGGAUCUAGUUUUCCUUUGCUCAUAGGAUGCCCUAGUUCAGGGAUAGGAUAAUCUGAGGCCAUCCAGAUGUUGCUGGACUCUCAUCAGCUCCCUGGCCAGUUUGGCCAAUGGUCAGGGAUGAUGGGAGUUGUAGUCCAAUAACAACAACAAUAAUAAUAAUAACCCCUGGAGGUCCAUAGGUUUCCGAUUCCUACUGUAGUGAGACCUGUAGAAUAGACCUUCCAUGAACAAACACACUUUUCAUACAUGGAAGGGCUCCUUAACAUCCAUGUCCUAGUCUGGGGUAUGGAGCUGUCAACGUUAACCAAAUAUGGGCCCUACAAAUCACGUGCACUGUAUCAGAGCCCCCCCCACCCUGCUUUGUCCAUGUAUUUCAAAUGUUUCCAAAAGCAAUCCUGAAAAUAAUCAUAAUAAUUGAAAAAUGGGCUCCGAGCCUCCGACGCUGUUGCAUGUAUGAUGUUCUCAUACAGACAGUCUUUGUUAAAACUCACCAUAGAAUUAAUGUUUCUCUUUUCAGAGAUUUUUGUAUUGCUGUUCUAUAGCCUAUUUAAAAUGACGCAGGCGUCAUGCUGCUGCUGCUGCUGCUAAAACAGAAAUGAUGUUAACAAGCAUGCCAAAUGUUUACAAUGGCACUGCUACUUUUGUCAAAGAUAAUCUUUGUUCAGCUGUGGCUGCUUCCCUGUGUGUGGUUGAGUGUGCCUGUGGGUGGGUGAAUGUGCAGUGCACAUACCUCAACAUUAUACAAGCAGUAUCUAUAUACCUAUAGCUAUUUGCAUUGCUUGAGAGAAGCAAUGGACAGAGAGGCUAGACUUCUAGAGGAGUCUUAUGCUCUGACAGCGUUCUGGCAGGGAGAAUUUCACACCAUUUAUUGCACUAUUAUUCCACUUCAAACAGUCGUGGUUUCCCCCAAAGAAUCCUGGGAUGUGUCAUUUGUGAAUGGUUCUGGCGGUUGUUAGGAGACCCCUAUUCCCCUCAGAGGGCCACAGUUCCCAGAGUUCUCUGUGAAGAGGGAUUGACUGUUAAACUACUCUGUGAUUGUAACUCUGAGAAUAAGAGUCUCAUAACAACUCUCAGCACCCUUCACAAACUACACUUCCCAUGAUUCUUUGGGAGAAGUAAUGACUUUUUAAGGUGGAACAAUAGUGGAGUAAAUGUAUAGUGUGAGUGUGGCCUUGGCUUGUCUGCAGAGAUGGGAGAAGUGACAGUAGCAGAACUCUUUCCUGCUCUACAGGCCACAAACUCCUUCAAGUGUCGGCCUCUAAGUCACAAGGGAGAAGAACUGUUGAAUGAGAGAACUGCAUGGAUUUAUGUAUGUUUUAUUCUGAACAUUUAAUAAUGCACUAGAAGCAAAUUUGUUUUCUAUUCUUGAGGUUUAUGUUUUGAUACUUUAAUAAUAAAAAAGACUAAUA
This is a messenger RNA of Rhineura floridana, 6390 nucleotides long. It is a transcript of the gene ATF3, whose product is annotated as activating transcription factor 3. Gene Ontology annotation, biological process: regulation of transcription by RNA polymerase II. Gene Ontology annotation, molecular function: RNA polymerase II cis-regulatory region sequence-specific DNA binding; DNA-binding transcription factor activity, RNA polymerase II-specific. The coding region runs from base 317 to 856 and encodes 179 amino acids. Gene Ontology annotation, cellular component: nucleus. Lineage: Eukaryota; Metazoa; Chordata; Lepidosauria; Squamata; Rhineuridae. The transcript has 4 exons. The record is from RefSeq and is a predicted model, not a curated record.